Dermacentor silvarum is the source of this 3537-nucleotide messenger RNA. RefSeq lists its product as uncharacterized. Gene Ontology annotation, molecular function: nucleic acid binding; zinc ion binding. NCBI's taxonomy places the organism in Eukaryota, Metazoa, Arthropoda, Arachnida, Ixodida, Ixodidae. The record is from RefSeq and is a predicted model, not a curated record.
AUGGCCAUAUCGGCGACACUAAGCACACCGCGGCUGGGGACUCGGAGCGUGUGUCUUUACUCCGCGGCCCUCGGGCUUCAGCCUGCCUCCUCGGCCGCCUCGGCUCGAACCCUCCCACCACAUGGUGUCAGAAGUGGGAUGCGUGGUUCCCGCGACGCCAUGGCUAACAAAGACGCUCCAGUUCCUGCUCUCGCUGCCGCCAGUCUCCGGAGUCCCGCUCCGUUCCCCUUCGACGAUGUCGGCGAGUGGCUGCCCUGGUUACGGCAAUUUGAGGACUAUGCCUUCGCCACCGGCAUGCACGCAGCCCCGGACGAGACGAGGGUUAGGACUCUCCUCUACUGUAUGGGCCCCCGUGCACGCAUUGUCCUCAGUUCUCUCACGUCCGAUGAAGAGGCGUACAAGUCCUACGCGGAAGUCACCCGGCGGCUCACAAGCUACUUCGUGCACCCCGUAAACGAGGUGUACGAGAGCUCUCGGUUCCACAAGCGGACGCAAGAGCCAGGCGAAACCGUCGACAGUUUCUUCACGGCCCUUCGGAACAUGGUACGCAAGUGUAACUACCCGUCACCUGCCGUUGAAGAGCGUCUUGUUCGCGACCGUUUCGUCGUGGGUUUGGCGGAUUCUCGCCUUUCAGACAAGCUGUGCCGCACUCCGAGCCUUUCCCUGGACGACGCACUCGUGCAAGCUCGUCAGCACGAAGACGCCGAACGCGAAAGACAACGCCUGUCCCUCACCGCUGGGCACCCGCUUACGGCAGCUCACGUGGACGCGGCGACUUCGCGUAAACCCGCGCAGCGUGCACGCGGACGACGCAAUAGACGGGACUCUGGCAACUUUGCUGACUUAGCGUCACGUGACCGACCCGACGGUUCGCACUCGAGCAACAGAGCUGGCGAGGCUUUGAAAUGCGGCCUAGGCCUAAGUAGGCAAUGCGGAUUUUGCGGUCACGAGUUUCACCGACGGUCUGACUGUCCAGCGGCCAAAGCGGUCUGUAACCACUGCAAGAAGCGAGGCCACUUCGCGGCGGUAUGUCGCUCAGGGAAGCGCCUCGGAUCCGUCGAGCUCCACUCCGUCGCGGCGGUGGCCCGCAACGGGCGGUACGUUGAGGUGCGUGUCAACGGGAACCCUCUCGUCUUCAAAGUGGACUCUGGAGCCGACGUCUCGGUGGUUCCGCGCACGUUUCCCGGCUGCCCAGCCGUCCUCGAUAAGCCGCGAGGCGAAGAACUUUUCGGACCCGGGAAACAAGCCCUGAAGCUUCUCGGCACCUUCGACGCGGCGCUGUCUUGGAGAGGCAGGCAAGUCAACGAGCGCCUCUACGUCGUUGCGGGACAAGAGCAGCCACUUCUCGGCUAUCCCGCUAUCGUUGCCCUUGGGGUCGUCAAGUUUGUCGGCGCCGUCGCACCAGCUCUGCCGGACGCACCACCUCGUGAAGUCCCUCCAGCCCUUUUCACCGGCCUGGGCACAUUUCCGGAAGAGUACACGAUACGUAUCAAGCCUGACGCGGUACCGUAUGCCCUCAGCACAGCCCGGCGUAUCCCGAUACCGCUACGAGACGUAGUCAAAAAGGAGCUCGACAAGAUGGAGCAGGAGGGCGUGAUCCGGUGCGUCGACGAACCGACGGACUGGUGCGCGGGACUUGUCGUCGUCCCGAAGCCAGCGGGGGGUUACCGCCUGUGCGUUGAUUUGACCAAACUCAACCAAGUCGUUCUGCGUGAACGCCACGUACUCCCGACCGUCGACCAAACCCUCGGACUUCUCGGUGACGCACGCGUUUUCUCGAAGUUGGACGCAACUUCAGGCUUCCACCAAGUACGCCUGGCGCGCGACUCCCAGAAGUACACGACUUUCAUCACUCCGUUUGGCAGGUAUUGCUACUGCCGCCUCCCAUUCGGCAUAACAUCGGCCCCGGAAUACUUCCAGCGUCAGAUGUCUCGCCUGCUGGAAGGGUUGGCUGGUGUUGUUAACCUUAUGGACGACAUCCUUGUGUUUGGCCGCACCACAGAAGAACACGACCAACGCCUCCAGGCAGUCCUUGGUCGCCUCCAACAAGCGGGGGUCACCCUCAACGCUGCCAAGUGCACUUUCGGCGUGUCCAGCGUGCGGUUCCUUGGCGUUGUCGUCGGUGCCAAUGGCAUCACUCCGGAUCCAGAGAAAGUGGCCGCCAUUCAGCGCAUGCCAGCUCCUCAGGACGUUCAUGGUGUCCAACGUUUUCUCGGUAUGCUCAACCAUGUCGGUCGCUUCCUCCCGGGCCUCUCUCAAACGACUGCGCCAAUCAGAAGUCUCCUGAACAAGCUUGCAGCCUGGACAUGGGGACCAGCGCAGGCUUCAGCAUUUGAAAAGCUCAAGAGCAUGCUGUCGUCGGACAUCUGCCUCGCAAGGUACAACCCUGCACUGUUGACGACAGUCUCCGCAGAUGCCAGUUCCUUCGGGUUGGGUGCUGUCCUCCUUCAAGACCAGCCAUCAGGGGAGCGCCGACCAGUUGCAUACGCCUCUCGAGCGCUGACUGAAACGGAACGGAGGUACAGCCAGAUCGAAAAGGAGGCACUGGCUGCCACCUGGGCCAUCAACCGAUUCGACGAGUUUCUUCGGGGUCUUCGUUUCACCCUCGAGACCGACCAUAAGCCGUUAGUACAGCUCCUAGGAACCGCGGAUCUCGAUCUCAUGCCACCACGAAUCCAGCGCUUCCGCAUCCGCCUUCUCCAGUACCAGUUUGAUGUCAAGUACGUUCCUGGGAAACAGCUGGCCACCGCAGAUGCACUCUCAAGGGACCCAGUCGUCCAGCUGCCAGCGACUCCAGCUGUUGACAAGGUGGAGCUGUACGUUCAAGAAGCACUCCGUGCUAUCCCUCCUACAUUUGCAGUCCUCCUCGACGACUUCCGAGCUCACCAGGCUGCAGAUGGGGAGUGCGCGCAGCUCAAGUUGUACUGUGAGCAAGGGUGGCCUAGGAAAGAGAAUCUGCCUCUCAGCAUGGCUCAGUUCUGGGCUCAUCGGGCCGAGUUCAGUAUUGGUGACGGCCUUCUCCUCUGCGGUGGACGCCUGCUGGUGCCCGCUUCUCUGCGGAAGCACGUCCUCUCCCUCAUCCAUGACGGACACCUCGGAGUGAACCGUUGCCGCGCCAUCGCCAGGGGAGCUGUCUGGUGGCCGACCAUGGGGAGUCAGAUCAAGACAAUGGUGGAGAACUGUCCCAACUGUGCUACCACGCGGGUCCACCCAGCGCAGCGUCCACGCUCCUACGUGGUCCAGACGGAUGCAGGUGCUCUCGUCCGCAACCGGAGACAUCUGGUUCCGCAGCAGUCUCCGUCAUCAGGUGGUCUAGACCUCGGCAGCUCCAGUCCACGGACACGAGGAUCUGAAAGCCUGCCACAGACUCCAACUCGCCCAGAGCCUGUGUGCAGCAGUCCAACUCCCAGGGCACUUACUCCUCUACCAGUUGCAUCGCCACCGGUUGCCCCGGCUACUCCCUCAAGACCGCCUGGGUCAGUUGUACGCACUCGGUCUGGACGUUGUGUUAGGCCGCCGGUGCGGCUGAACUUGUAG